Messenger RNA from Cyclopterus lumpus (lumpfish), 2603 nucleotides. Its product is annotated as mitoferrin-2-like. Gene Ontology annotation, biological process: iron import into the mitochondrion. Lineage: Eukaryota; Metazoa; Chordata; Actinopteri; Perciformes; Cyclopteridae. Gene Ontology annotation, cellular component: mitochondrial membrane. The transcript has 4 exons. The coding region runs from base 123 to 1289 and encodes 388 amino acids. Gene Ontology annotation, molecular function: ferrous iron transmembrane transporter activity. The record is from RefSeq and is a predicted model, not a curated record.
CUCCCGGUUCACGGACCCGCUACAGCUGCCUGAGACUACCGGGAAGAUCGCACCGACAGGCGGGUCACAGGAGCCGUCCAUUUUUCUUUUAACGGACGGUUUCGUGUCCCGGCGAGCCUCCAAUGGAAACACCGGGCGUAGACAGCCGGGUUACAGGCGCCGCUGCCGGGGCAGAGCUUCGGUGGAUGGGCGGCCGGCUCCUGGACGCCACGGGGGGGUUCUACGGGUCUCUCGCGCCGAGAAUGCCCGGGGAGCAGGAUUUUUCCCCGGCGUUGCAUCGACUGACUCCCCCGGAGCCCUCGACCUCUGCGGAGCCCGAAGCGGACUACGAAGGACUACCUCAAGGAGCCGCCACCGGCACUCACAUGCUGGCGGGGUCCGUGGCCGGAAUCAUGGAGCACUGCGUCAUGUACCCCAUCGACUGCGUCAAGACGCGCAUGCAGAGCCUUCACCCCGAGCCGGGGGCGCGCUACAGGAACGUGAUGGACGCCCUGCGGCAGAUCGUGCGGACGGAGGGCGUGUGGCGCCCCAUCAGGGGCGUGAACGUGCUGGCGGUGGGGGCGGGGCCUGCCCACGCGCUCUACUUCGCCUGCUACGAGAAGAUCAAGUUCUCGCUCGGCGACGCCAUCCACCCCGGCGCCAACAGCCACUUCUCAAACGGAGUGGCGGGCUGCAUGGCCACGGUGCUGCACGACGCCAUCAUGAACCCAGCCGAAGUGGUGAAGCAGCGGAUGCAGAUGUUCAACUCUCCGUACCGCGGCGUCCUGCACUGCGCGGCCUCCCUGCUGCGGCGCGACGGCCCGGCCGCGUUCUACCGCAGCUACGGAACCCAGCUGACCCUGAACGUGCCGUUCCAGGCGCUGCACUUCAUGACCUACGAGUACCUGCAGGAGCUCCUGAACCCCCACCGGCAGUACGACCCGUCCUCCCACGUGGUGUCCGGCGCGCUGGCCGGAGCGCUCGCCGCCGCCGCCACCACCCCGCUGGACGUCUGCAAGACCCUCCUCAACACGCAGGAGGCCCGGGCCGUGCACGUGGCGGCGGCGGCCGCGGGGGGGGCCGCCUCUGCUGCCGGCGGCGGCGGCCACAUCUCCGGUCUGGCCGAGGCCUUUCGGACGGUGUACAGGACGGGGGGCGCGCCGGCCUUCUUCAAAGGCUUCCAGGCCCGCAUCAUCUACCAGAUGCCCUCCACGGCCAUCAGCUGGUCCGUCUACGAGCUCUUCAAGAACCUCCUCACCAAGCGGCAGCACGACAGGCGGCUGCGCGGGGAUCGGGACGCCGACAAGUAGGAACCCCCCCGAACACCGACGUCAGGGGACGAGUCGUCUUUGUUAAAUAUACUUUCAUGAAAUAUAACCACUCAUCUCCGUCGCUUAGAAGGAACAGGAAGUCCUAUUUAACUGUUUCUCACGUCGGCGUUCGACAAACAAACAAAAAGCUUAUGAUUCGACAUAAUUCAACGUUGAAAUUCAAAGAGCCGCAUCGUGAACCGGUGCAGGUGUUGUGCCCCCCCCCCCCCCCCCCCCUCCUCCUGGACGGGACCACCUCCACCUCCCCACCUGGCCACAGGGGGGCGCUGCGACCCAACAUUCAACUCAAAUUCAUUGCGCUUUAUUAUUGUUCUAGAGGUCCUAACACACUUCCUGGUUAGUUACUGGGCCAGGCAAUAUACUGAUUGAUUGAUUGAUUGAUCGUAUCAAUAUAUUGAUUUAGAUAUUCAUGCCACGGGACCUUUGUCAUGAAUAUGGUCAAUACAGUAAAAUUAGGUUGUUUUUUUCUGAACCUUCUUUAACGCAUUUUGCCUUCAACCGCUCGGUCAUUCAAUCCAGAAUUACUGAAGAUUAUUUAUCACAAGUGUGUGUGUGUGUGUGUGUGUGUGUGUGUGUGUGUGUGUUACAGUGACUGAGUGGAUGUGGACACGCCCCCCCCCACCCCCCCCACCCCCUCCAAAUUGUUGGGUGGGUCAAAAUAUGAUUUGGCUCUUUCAUUUUCUGCCUUUCAUCAAAAAACUCUGUAACAUUUCUCCGAGGAGACGAAGUGGACCCGGUUCCCCCGUCGGUUCCCCCGUCGGUUCACACUUUGUGCUUUUCAAAUGCGCUCACAUCUCAGACGUUAGUUCUGAAGUGUGAGAAGAUGAUGUUACAUCAAAGUUUAUGAAAGAAUCACAGACGGAAACAAAAGAGUUUUGGGACAUUUUAAUGUUUUUAUUUUUCAAAACACUUCCUGUUGUUCCUGAACAGCGACUUCCUUUUCAAAGACCACGAAACUCCUCCCACAGAGGGGAAUAUUGUGUUUUUGAAGCCAUGAAAGAGGAGGAGAUUGUAUAUAAUAUAUAAAGUAUAUAUAUAAAUAUAGAUGAACGGAACGUUUUCAAGCUGAUGUGUUGUUAAAAUACAAAACUGGAAUGUUUCUAUCGAGAAAAUAAAACAGAAGGAAUAUAAACUCUGGAUUAUUAGACGUUUUGAAAAAGUUUCAAAGUCUGAAACGGGAACUCGUCAAUGUGAAAAAAGACUCCUGUGUUUUGUGAAUUGUAAAUAAAGUCGCUCGGCAGCUCCUCGCAGAAGCAGGGUCUUCUCUUGGUGCUGGCUCGCGAAGAGAACGCA